GCUGGGAAAUGUGUCAUAGGGUAUUCCAAUGAUACAGCAGCAUCUUCUCUGAAGGCCUUCCAUGUGUUUGAUCAGGUGCUUUGUGAGACCUUCCCAAACAGGUGAAGCGUAUUCCAGAACAGGGCUAAUGAAUGUCACAUAUUUGGGUUAGAACAUUGCCCUAGACAGCUUUGUGAACUGAUUUCACUCAGAACAUUGUUGUUAGAAAACCAAGCUUUGUUUCAGCCCCUUGUAGAAAGGGAUUCUUGAAGUACGACUACAAACUGCCUGUGGGACUGUUCUACAACAUGGACGGUGGUGCAGGUUUGUCGUGAUGUGCGGAAGUCGCUUAACCCUAACCCUGCCUUCCUACCAGUCUCACAUUUAACAGGAAGAAGUUUGGCACUGGCAAACUCUUAUUCUUCUCUCCAAAGUGCAUGUGGCCAACUGUAGUCAAAUGAUGGCCUUGUUCACUUUCUCUACCUAGCAACCACGAACCAGAGACAAUGCUAGGUAAUCAAAUGAAGACCAACAAUGCAGGGUUUACCCGGCUGUGGAGAAGUCUAUUAAUAUCACUGAGGUCAUAUCUGUCUGAGGCCUACCAGGGGGUUCUGAACAGUAGCCUACCUGCUGUGAUGCGCUGAGCAUUCAGAUACCAAAUACACAUUUUCAAGAGUGCAAUGACAAAUGUUGUUUUAAUUUUGACAAUUGACAAGAAUCUGAAUCCAGGGAUGUCUCAAACCUAAACUUACAAAAUGACUGUCAAAAUGCUCAACAUUAUUCCUUCUGUUUUCAGUCUAAAGUCUCUUGUUUGACACCACACUUAUUUUCAAUGUUCCCAACUACUCAUGCUAAUAGCCAGUUGCCCUAUAGUCACCCCUGGGUGUGUUUUAUACGUGGUAAGAGUAUAGAGAAAGGGUUCCGGCCCUUUGAUGGAAGUGUCUAAUGAUGGCUCUCUCCUGUCUGUCUCCCAGGGGUCCAGGUUCGUGUCGUGAGAGGGUGAGCUACAGAGGGGAGGAGGAACGUCUGGGGGUGUCGUUGCCCAGGCUCUCAAGGUAACAACACCUGGAUCUCUUCUGACAUCUCAUGGCUGUCUAGAGUAUGUGUGCCAGUCUGUCUGGCCAUUUAAGGCUCUGUGUAAAUCUGUCUGACCAUUGAGACUUUAGUUAUGUCACUGAGUCAGUCUGUUUGUACAGAGUGAACCACCGAUCCCCCCCCUCCCCCACACUCACACCCACCCACUCUGAAGUUAUAGUGCCUUCAGAAAGUAUUCAUACCCCUUUACUUUUUUCACAUUUUGUUCUGUUACAGCCUGAAUUUAUAAUGGAUUCAAUUGAGAUUUUUUGUCACUGGCCAACACACAAUACCCCAUAAUGUCAAAGUGGAAUUAUGUUUUUAGAAAUGUGUACAAAUAAAAAAAUUAAAAGCUGAAAUGUCUUGAGUCAAUAAGUAUUCUACCCCUUUGUUAUGGCAAGCCUAAAUAAGUUCAGGAGCAAACAUUUGCUUAACGAGUCACAUAAGUUGCAUGGACUCAGUCUGUGUGCAAUAAUGGUGUUUAACAAAAAAAAUGUGUACCCCACACAUACAAUUAUCUGUAAGGUCCCUGGGGCGGCAGGUAGCUUAGUGGGUAAGAGCGUUGUGCCAGUAACCGAAAGGUCGCUGGUUCUAAUCCCCGAGCCGACUAGGUGAAAAAUCUGUCGAUGUGCCCUUAAGCAAGGCACUUAACCCUAAUUGCUCCUGUAAGUCGCUCUGGAUAAGAGCUUCUGCUAAAUGACUAAAAUGUAAAAUGUAAAAAAUGUCCCUCAGUCGGGUGGUGAAUUUCAAACACCAAUUCAACCACAAAGACCAGGGAGGUUUUCCAACCCCUCGCAAAGACAGGCACCAAUUGGUAGAUAGAUGGGUGGGUAAAAAAAUAGAUACAUUAUUUUUUUAUUUAACCUUUAUUUAAAUAAUAUAAUAAUAUAAUAUGCCAUUUAGCAGACGCUUUUAUCCAAAGCGACUUAGUCAUGUGUGCAUACAUUUUUACGUAUGGAUGGUCCCGGGGAUCGAACCCACUACCCUGGCGUUACAAGCGCCAUGCUCUACCAAUUGAGCUACAGAGGACCACAAAAUGAGCUGAUUGGUUAGAGAACAACCUGCAGAAGACGGUGACGUAAAAAAUAUCUCCAGUUUCCAUUUACAUUACAUUUUAGUCAUUUAGCAGACGCUCUUAUCCAGAGCGACUUGCAGUUAGUGAGUACAUACAUUUUCAUACUGGCCCCCCGUGGGAAUCGAACCCACAACCCUGGCGUUGCAAACGCCAUGCUCUACCAACUGAGCUACAGGGGACCGUGUAACUAGGCAAGUCAGUUAAGAACAAAUUCUUAUUUACAAUGAUGGCCUACACCGGCCAAACCCGGACGACACUGGGCCAAUUGUGCCGCCCUAUGGGACUCCCAAUCACGGCCGGUUGUGAUACAGCCUGGAAUCGAACCAGGGGGUCUGUAGUGACGCCUCAAGCACUGAGAUGCAGUGCCUUAGACCGCUGCGCCACUCAGGAGCCCAAUAAUAAUAGUGAAGACAUAAACUAUAAAAGAACACUUAUGGAAUCAUGUAGUAACCAAAAAAGUGUUAAACAAAUCAAAAUAUAUUUUAUAUUUGAGAUUCUUCAAAUAGCCAGCAUUUGCACACUCUUGGCAUUCUCUCGACCAGCUUCACCUGGAAUGCUUUUCCAACAGUUUCAUAUGCUGAGCACUUGUUGGCUGCUUUUCCUUCACUCUGCAGUCUGACUCCUCCCAAACCUUCUCAAUUUGGUUGGCGUCAGGGGAUUGUGGAGGACAGGUCAUCUGAUGCAGCACUCAUCACUCUCCUUCUUGUUAAAAUAGCCCUUACACAGCCUGGUGGUGUGUUAGGUCAUUGUCCUGUUGAAAAACAAAUGAUAGUCCCGCUGCAGAAUGCUGUGGUAGCCAUGCUGGUUAAGUGUGCCUUGAAUUCAAAAUAAAUCAUAUACAGUUUCACCAGCAAAGCACCCCCCACACCAUAACGCCUCCUCCAUGCUUUACGGUGGGAAAUACACAUGCGGAGAUCACAAAGACACGGCGGUUGGAACCAAAAACCUCCAAUUUGGAACCAAUAAAACUCCAGACCAAAGGACACAUUUCCACCGGUCUAAUGUCCAUUGCUCGUGUUUCAUGGCCCAAGCAGGUCUCUUCUUCUUAUUGGUGUCCUUUAGUAGUGGUUUCUUUGCAGCAAUUCGACCAUGAAGGCCUGAUUCACACAGUCUCCUCUGAAUUGAUGUUGAGAUGUGUCUGUUACUUGAACUCUGACACAUUUAUUUGGGCUGCAAUUUCUGAGGCUGGUAACUCUAAUGAACUUAUCCUCUGCAGCAGAGGUAACUCUGGUUCUUCCUUUCCUGUGGCGGUCCUCAUGAGAGCCAGUUUCAUCAUAGCGCUUGAUGGCGUUCUUAAUUUUCCGUACUGACUGACCUUCAUGUCUUAAAGUAAUGAAGGACUGUCGUUUCUCUUUGCUUAUUUGAGCUGUUCUUGCCAUAAUAUGGACUUGGUCUUUUACCAAAUAGGGCUAUCUUCUGUAAACCCACCCUACCUUGUAACAACACAACUGAUUGGCUCAAACGCAUUAAGAGGGAAAGAAAUUCCACAAAUUAACUUUUUAACAAGGCACACCUUUGUUAAUUGAAAUGCAUUCCAGGUGACUACCUCAUGAAGCUGGUUGAGAGAAUGCCAAGAGGGUGGCUACUUGAAGAAUCUCAAAUAUAAAAUCUAUUUUGAUUUGUUUAACACUUUUUUGGUUACUACAUGAUUCCAUAUGUGUUAUUUCAUAGUUUUGAUGUCUUCACUAUUAUUCUACAAUGUAGAAAAUAGUAAAAAUAAAGAAAAACCCUUUAAUGAGUAGGUGUGUCCAAACUUGACUGGUACUGUAUAUUUGCGCCCGUCUCCAUGAACCAAUCCAUUGCGGAUACGUAGACAAAAAGCCAAUUUAUGCUUGAUCUGAAAGUGUUGUCGGAGGCUCCAUAUGGAUGGUAAUGCAAUUACAGAGCCUCCAGAGGCACGCAGAAGCCAAAUCGAGCUCCAUACCACAUCGCCAUGUUGUAACAGUGUGGUGGGCUCUGUAUAGCUCCGCAUUGACAUUGGUUGACGGUAGGUGGGGGCGGUACAUCCUGUAGAAAACACAAACUCACUUCCUUGACAACAACUCUGCGAAGUGCAAGAAGUAUGAAUGCCCUGACUUCUGCUGAGGCCAUAUCACCUUAAAUGCUGCAUGGCCGAUGCAGAUGUCGGAUUGACCAUGUGCCCAGAUGCACAAUGCACUUCUCUCUCCAGAAUGUGCUCUCUCCCGCCAAUUUGUGCACAUUCAUUGUUUCAUACCUUCACGUGUGAAUUGUUUGCGUUUGAUUGUUAGUGUAUAUCAAUUCCCCAUUACAUAUAUCACCAGUAGUACAUUUACCAUUAAUUCCUAUAAUUUCUCAUCUACAAUGUUUGUUACUUUGGUUACGGUCAUUUAUUUGAAUGCUUUUAAUAUUAUUAUUCCAGUCUUCCUGUUGUCAUUGUCGGAGUGGACACAUUGUUUGCAGAGUGCACAACCUAUGCUACACUUGUGAGAAACAAGUUUUGGUUUAUUUAAUUCCAUUUAUGAGUUCUGUCAAUAUAGUCAUUGUCUUUUGUUUGGUGUGCGCUCAUGUCAAUGUUGAGUAAGGACGCGCACACACAGAAGUAGGCCUAUAGGCUAGGCUACCUGGCCUGCACGCAAAUGUGUAGGCAUAUAAAUGUUCCCAUUUGAGGAUCGGAUAGUAUUUCUGAUUGGCUUAACGCAUCACCACUUCUGUGGAGCUUCUCAAAGUAAUGUUUUCUUCACCUCAAACAGCAAGCAAACAGUCUGUUUUUACAUGCAUUGAGAAUUACAAUAGUUCCUCAAUGUAUUUGAAAAACAAUUCCAGCUCUCUCCCUUUCGAUAACCACUCAGCAUGAAAGGGAAACAUGUCAUGCUCUGAUCCAGUGGAAACGUCAUAAAAUAGGCCUACCUGAUAACUUCUUAUCAGUGCUUGACUUGGACUGAAAUAGGUUCCGGUACUCAUUUUGGGUGCUGGUACUGUUUUUAAUAUUUAGGUGCAGGAGCUCCACAAUACUUUUGAGCUAAUGUUCUAUAAGAAGAACAGGAGCUCAAGCAGUAGAACAUUUGAGGUGCCGGUACUCGGCUCCGGUGAGCUCCUGCCCAAGUCAAGCACGGCUUCUUAUCCCUUACGCAAAUAGCCUACAGCUGUGCCUGUCCCGAGCUCACUGACGCAGGAAUAUGAAGUUCGCUAGCACAACCUUCAGGCCGGACCCAAGUUAAUAGUUGAUACAAUGUUUCAAGUUCGUUGCAGACAGGCCAUGUGUAGCCAAAGUGAUUGAUAGGAUAUUUAUUUUGAUCAGGUUAUUUUUUACCUUCAGGCUGCAAUGUUUUUAUUUGUUGGCCUUUAUGUUGGCUAUUUUUACAUAGAUGGCAAUAAAGUUACUUUGUAGGUUUAUCAUUUUCAUUUAGAUUCUGAUAGAAUUUUGAUUAACCACAUGACAAUGAUUUUGAGAUAUGAAGACGUUGUUAUAAAUUAAAUGAAACUGUUUCACGAAAAUGUGCAUGUGAAAACCGUAACUGGUACACAGAUCGGUAGAAAUUGUAAGAUAAAUUGGUAUUCCACAUGAGAAAGGUUGCCGACUCAGGGGAGUAAUGGCAGAAUCUGCGAUAGACAUCAGGAGCAGGAGGAGAAUAGUUGAGUCAGGUUAAGGUUUUUUUCUUCUGGUUAUCUCGAUCUCUGGCACCCUCUUGAGGCAUUUGUCUUAUUAAAAUACAUAGGGUGUGUCUAUAUAUAUAUAUAUAUAUAUAUAGAUAUAUAUAUAUAUAUAUAUAUAUAUAUAUAUACACACACACACACAGUGGGGGAAAAAAAGUAUUUAGUCAGCCACCAAUUGUGCAAGUUCUCCCACUUAAAAAGAUGAGAGAGGCCUGUAAUUUUUAUCAUAGGUACACGUCAACUACGACAGACAAAUUGAGAAUUUUUUUCUCCAGAAAAUCACAUUGUAGGAUUUUUUAUGAAUUUAUUUGCAAAUUAUGGUGGAAAAUAAGUAUUUGGUCACCUACAAACAAGCAAGAUUUCUGGCUCUCACAGACCUGUAACUUCUUCUUUAAGAGGCUCCUCUGUCCUCCACUCGUUACCUGUAUUAAUGGCACCUGUUUGAACUUGUUAUCAGUAUAAAAGACACCUGUCCACAACCUCAAACAGUCACACUCAACUCCACUAUGGCCAAGACCAAAGAGCUGUCAAAGGACACCAGAAACAAAAUUGUAGACCUGCACCAGGUUGGGAAGACUGAAUCUGCAAUAGGUAAGCAGCUUGGUUUGAAGAAAUCAACUGUGGGAGCAAUUAUUAGGAAAUGGAAGACAUACAAGACCACUGAUAAUCUCCCUCGGUCUGGGGCUCCACGCAAGAUCUCACCCUGUGGGGUCAAAAUGAUCACAAGAACGGUGAGCAAAAAUCCCAGAACCACACGGGGGGUCCUAGUGAAUGACCUGCAGAGAGCUGGGACCAAAGUAACAAAGCCUACCAUCAGUAACACACUACGCCGCCAGGGACUCAAAUCCUGCAGUGCAAGACGUGUCCCCCUGCUUAAGCCAGUACAUGUCCAGGCCCGUCUGAAGUUUGCUAGAGUGCAUUUGGAUGAUCCAGAAGAGGAUUGGGAGAAUGUCAGAUGAAACCAAAAUAUAGCUUUUUGGUAAAAACUCAACUCGUCGUGUUUGGAAGACAAAGAAUGCUGAGUUGCUUCCAAAGAACACCAUACCUACUGUGAAGCAUGGGGGUGGAAACAUCAUGCUUUGGGGCUGUUUUUCUGUAAAGGGACCAGGACGACUGAUCCGUGUAAAGGAAAGAAUGAAUGGGGCCAUGUAUCGUGAGAUUUUGAGUGAAAACCUCCUUCCAUCAGCAAGGGCAUUGAAGAUGAAACGUGGCUGGGUCUUUCAGCAUGACAAUGAUCCCAAACACACCGCCCGGGAAACGAAGGAGUGGCUUCGUAAGAAGCAUUUCAAGGUCCUGGAGUGGCCUAGCCAGUCUCCAGAUCUCAACCCCAUAGAAAAUCUUUGGAGGGAGUUGAAAGUCCGUGUUGCCCAGCGACAGCCCCAAAACAUCACUGCUCUAGAGGAGAUCUGCAUGGAGGAAUGGGCCAAAAUACCAGCAACAGUGUGUGAAAACCUUGUGAAGACUUACAGAAAACAUUUGACCUGUGUCAUUGCCAACGAAGGGUAUAUAACAAAGUAUUGAGAAACUUUUGUUAUUGACCAAAUACUUAUUUUCCACCAUAAUUUGCAAAUAAAUCUAUUAAAAAUCCUACAAUGUGAUUUUCUGGAUUUUUUCUCAUUUGUCUCAUAGUGACGGUACCUAUGAUGAAAAUUACAGGCCUCUCUCAUCUUUUUAAGUGGGAGAACUUGCACAAUUGGUGGCUGACUAAAUACUUUUUCCCCCACUGUAGAAGAAUUCGAAAGAACAGAUGACUUUCAGUCGACCAAGAUUUUUUUUUGUCGGGGACAGCCCUAAUAACACAAGACACUGCGAUAACCUUUACCUUCCCCAGUGUCGCACCUCACAUAGUCAAUUCUCUAUCAGAUAUAGAGGUACCAUACUCUGGAAUUCUUAUCUUCACAUUGCCAAAAUGUCAUCAUCCCUCAAUAACUUCAAGCUAAGACUGGGGGAUCAGCCUGAUGAACCAAACUACUCAGUAAUCUCCUCCAUAUAGCCUAACUCACACACACUCACAUGCACACCCACAUUUAAACAAAACACAUUUUUUAAAUGUUAACGUGAUUACUGAUCAAUUCAUUUAUACAUUUAUAAUUAGUAGGUUUUAUCUGUUUUUACAAACCUUUUUAAAAAUGUUGUACUUGUGUAUUGUAUAUUGUUUUUUUUGUGGUGUGGUUUUCAUAUAACCCCUUGGCCUUCCACCACACCAGUCAGUUUAUUAAAUUAGUUUUUUAUCUGUAUGUUUGUCUCACUGUUUCUUGUGCAAAAUACCGUUUCUAUGGAAAUAAGUAUAAGACCAAAUUCAAAAUUUUAUCAAAUGUAUUUUACAUGUUUUUAUGAUAACUACAGGGGUCCUUAAAUUCUAAAUCAAAUAGCUAAAUGAUCCAUGGUAUGACCAUCUUAAAACAAUUCCAUAUGUUAGCUUAGCAGAACAGUGGAAUGAGUUUGACGCGUGAAUGUGAUUAACUCACGUCGAAGAGUUAGAUAAGAUGCAAUCAUUAUCCUUUACUCAGGUAUAACAUGUUACAGGUCAGGACAUCCUAAUCAGACACUCAAAAUGCACCUGUUUAUCUAUCCUAGAUAGGUGACCCACUAGCACCAUUUCUGGGUUGGCAUUAUGCCCAUUACCUCAACACUGUAUAAAUUAAGAAAAUAUUCCGUAUCAAAUUAUACUAUACCAGGUUGGAGAGGAUUGGUGCUGGGUCCAUUUGACACGUUAGCCCAUUAUAGGCCUCAGAGCCAGAACAACCUUGUCGACUGCUGUUGAAUAAUAAAUGAAUAGUCAGACACAUCCAACCUUUUUUAAAAGACCGAUUUUAUUUAUUUACUAGCAAGCAAUGAAAACGUGCAUUGUAUAAAAGGAAGUCCACACAGCAAAGAUGAUUUUACUGAAGUGCCAUAGCCUACACCCCCGCGCAUCUAGCAGAUUAGCUGCUCGAGCAUCAGAGGGCAGUUGGAAAUAGGAGAUGUAGAAAGUUUAAUAGACUAAGUUGCAAAACAAUUGCUUAUAAUCAUUAGUAAACAUUUCUGCUAUUAGGUGAAAUGUAUCAAAUCAAAUAGUAUUUGCAACAGGUGUAGACCUUACAGUGAAAUGCUUACUUACAAACCCUUAACCAACAAAGUUUUUUAAGAAAAGGGGAAAAAAAAGUGUUAAGUAAAAAAUAGAAAAUAGCAAAUAAUUAAAGAGCAGUAGUAAAAUAAAAUAACAGUAGGGAGGCUAUAUACAGGGGGUACCGGUACAGAGUCAAUGUGCGGGGGCACCGGUUAGUCGAGUUAAUUGAGGUAAUAUGUACAUGUGGGUAGAGUUAAAGUGACUAUGCAUAGAUAAUAAACAGAGUAGCAGCAGCGUAAAAGAGGGGGUUGGGGUGGGGGGGCAAUGCAAAUAGUCAGGGUAGCCAUGAUUAGCUGUUCAGGAGUCUUAUGGCUUGGGGGUAGAAGCUGUUAAGAAGCCUUUUGGACCUAGACUUGGCACUCCGGUACCGCUUGCCGUGCGGUAGCAGAGAGAAUAGUCUAUGACUAGGGUGGCUUUUUUAGCGCCUUCCUCUGACACCGCCUGGUAUAGAGGUCCUGGAUGGCAGGAAGCUUGGCCCCAGUGAUGUACUGGGCCGUACGCACUACCCUCUGUAGUGCCUUGCGGUCGUAGGCCGAGCAGUUGCCAUACCAGGCGGUGAUGCAACCAGUCAGGUUGCUCUCGAUGUUGCAGCUGUAUAACUUUUUGAGGAUCUGAGGACCCAUGCCAAAUCUCUUCAUGACUGUCUUGGUGUGUUUGGACCAUAAUAGUUUGUUGGUGAUGUGGACACCAAGGAACUUGAAGCUCUCAACCUGUUCCACUACAGCCCCGUCGAUGAGAAUGGGGGCGUGCUCAGUCCUUUUUUUUCUUCCUGUAGUCCACAAUAAUCUCCUUUGUCUUGAUCACGUUGAGGGAGAGGUUGUUAUCCUGGCACCACACGGACAGGUCUCUGACCUCCUCCCUAUAGGCUGUCUCAUCGUUGUCGGUGAUCAGGCCUACCACUGUUGUGUCGUCGGCAACCUUAAUGAUGGUGUUGGAGUUGUGCCUGGCCAUGCAGUCAUGGGUGAACAGGGAGUACAGGAGAGGACGGAGCAUGCACCCCUGAGGGGCCCCUGUGUCGGCUUGGCAGAUGUGUUGUUACCUACCCUUACCACCUGGGGUGGCCCGUCAGGAAGUCCAGGAUCCAGUUGCAGAGGGAGGUGUUUAGUCCCAGGGUCCUUAUCUAAAUGAAAAUAAAGUUAAAAUGUAAAUUUAUGUAGUCCUAUUUAAACAGUUAUGACGGUUAUUUUAUUUUUGUGAUGUCUUCAUCCAGAAGUCAGUUACAUGGUUAUUGUAUUACCGUCACAGCCCUAAUUCAGGCUGUAACACAACAAAAUGUGGAAUACGUCAAGGUGUAUGAAUACAUUCUGAAGGCACUAUGUUUACUAGACAUGCCAAAGAAACAUUAACUACUCUAUUCCUGUUUAGCCAGACUUAAAAGGUGAGGUAUUGAUGUUUUAGUCACAAGCAGAGAAACGUGUUAGGUUGGUUAGACCGUAGCCAGGCCUUUGUUUUAUUAGUGCUGAAAUAUAGAUUAAAUGGUUGUAUCUGUUCAGUAUCCAGAUGAAUAAUCCCCAGGUUAUAUGGCUGUAAUAUAUAAUUUUUUAUGGUGACAAAAUCAAUGGAUGACGCUACCUUUGCUCUGCUUUGUGCAUUGACUCCAGUGCCAACCAUCCAGCAAUGUUUAACAAUUAAUGGCCUCAAAAGUCCCAUACUGGUAUACACUGUCUGGGACAAAACGACACACCAUAGGGUGGCCUGCCCAGCAGCUUGCCGCCCGCCCUGGACUCCUGACCUGCUGUAAAAUAGUAGGAAGGGCUUGGUCCCAAGCAAAAUAUCCUGCUGUGUGCCAGGGAAAGAAAGGGCCAGAGUGCUGCGGGCAGAUAAGAUCCGGGCCGGGGGCCAGUGGCACAGUGCAGGGGGGGAUGGCCCAACCCAGCGCCGGCCCUGACAGCCAGCCAGGGUCAGCCCUGCUGCUGAGUCCCCUUUUUUUCUCCCUCUCUCCCCUUUCACACUGUUCUCUCUCUGAGUCGCUCUCUCAAUCUCUUUUCUCUUGUCGCUCCAUUGUUGAUACAACAGAAUGUCCUGCCAAAAGCCCCUCUAAAUCGCUGUCGGCCAGCCUGCCUCCCUCAUGCAUCUUUUUUUCCCCACCUUUGGGCCUUGAGAAAAGCCAGUCCCCUGAGAGCACAGGCAAAGUGUCUGCUCAGAGGCCUUGUUGGGGUAGGAAUGGUCUUUGUAGUCUGUACCAUGGAGAUAUACCCACACUCCAUAUGUGGAAGCAGCCGGCGCUGGGUGCACUUCAAUGGGGCUCGACCUACAUGAGGGGGGAAAUAUGUUGCUGCACUACUAAUUAAACUGUUUGUGUGUAAAGAGGACACACCUAAUAAAAGGUAAGAGAGGCUUUGAUGAUUAUAAUAACCACUGGCAGCAUUGAUGUCCAAAAAGCUUCUCUGUUUUCAAUGACAAGUCUAAUCCUGUAAAAGCGACUGAGCAUUAGAGCUCUUUGUCCUUGAGAGCACUGUCUGUGUGUGCGCACAGCCCCCCCCCCCCCCGCUACAGAUAUACUGUACAUUAAUUAAUCGCGAUUCUCUCCAGUAUGAUAUCUGACACCAGUCCAGCAAUGGCGAAAGCCAGCCUGUUGUUUUUGUAGGGGGUGUGUGUUUUAAACGUGUGUGUUAUCCCCCGUGCUGCAGCUAAUCGCAGACAUGCACGGGCUAGCCCGUUUCCUACCAUAGCCCCCGCUCUCAGCAGUGAGCCCAGCGAAAUCUCCCCCUCAUCUGGCCUUCCAGCACCGUACAACCGGCACAUGUACGAAGAGAGGAUGGACCUCCCUCUGGGUCAACCAGGCCUGCUAUUAUUUUUUCAUGUUUUAAUAAAGGUAUUUUUAAUAUUUUCAUUGCUGCCUAGUGCUCCUGGCACAAUGCCCUUUCAAUGCGGGGUCAUUCAAACUGCUGCCAUCAUGCUGUGGUGGGCAUCAUGGAAUCUCGCCAGGUCAUCAAUCGGGAAGCCUGGUUGGAAUUCCAAGCCUUCUGUAGUGUGACUUCGGGGACCAUCCCUAUCAUGUCAGGAUAUGAGAAAAUAUUCCAUGGGUUAUUUGGUUGGAUUUCAGUCUGGGGCUGAUAUGGUGCUGAUGUUGGAAGUUUUGAUUGCGUUCCCUUUGUCUUCUUUGUGACUUUACAUCCAUAACAUUGAGAUACAAGUAUAGUGAAUAGAUAAGUGUUUGUUUAGCCAGCUGCAUGUUGAAGUUCUGUUGCAUCUCUUGGUGCAUCUUUGAUUGUCUUUAAUCUUUGGCUGUACUGGUUGAUUCCAACUGCCCGUUGACCUUUUGACCCUGACAUUCCCCUUCAAACCCUUAACUCUUCUGUACAGAGAGGUCAGGUUCCACUCAUACAGAUCAUUGCAGAACACACAGACACACACUCGCAGUCCUGAGUCAUCAGAUGGGUGUUACUCAAUACCCCCCAUGCUUCUUCUCUCUCUCUCUCUCUCAGCUGUCCUCCAGGGCUGGCCAGGCUGUUGGGAAAGGAGCUUGUCACUGUCUGUGGGAGUGUUCCAUACUGGGUGUCACAGCUGCACCACUCAUGCUCUGUUUUAGGUGCUCUCCGGUCAACUGGCUGUCUGAGCCUGUAGAGAUCUGCACAGGCAAACCCAGAUUCAUAUGGCAAACUCAAUGUCAUACAGUAGGGCUACAUACUCAAUGGGUGUAACUUUUGUUGACAAUUUCGAUACCUUUUGGAAACAAAACACGUUUUAUAAGGAGGAUGGGAUCCACCCAAAUCAUUUGGGUUCCUGGAUAUUUUUUACAGCAUUAUAAAGCUGCGUUGAGACUGACUUAUCAAUGACCCAAUCCCAGCUCAGUUAAUCCCUACCAUUGUGACGCUGAGUUGUCAUAAUGCUUCAGCAAAUGUACAUUAUACCAGGGUGUUGGUAGACACAAUGUAAGUAACUGAAUUUAUGUCCCUCUAACUGCCCUGAAUGCCACUGCUAAACCUACAGCUAUUGUAUGCAGUAAUCAUGUGCCUAUGAACCAGAUUUAUACUGUUAACGCUGAGGCGGUGUGCCCUAGUAGGAAGUCCACUGUGUGCAGCUCACCCUGCACUAACAUAAAUAACAUGAGCAUAUCUACUUCUGCUAAGCUUCCCAGUAAAGCAAUGAAAACAAGUAAGCAUCACAUCUUUACUAAUGCUGCAUAAAUUAGCUUGAACGCAGUAUCCAGAUCCAUCGGAUGUAGUGAUCACAAUAUAGUAGCCAUAUCUUCCAAAGGCUGGGCCUAAUAUAGUGUAUAAGAGGUCAUACAAUACGUUUUGUAGUGAUUCCUAUGUUGUUGAAUAUUUGUUGGUCCGUGGUGUGUAAUGAGGAGCAAACAGACGCUGCACUUGACACAUUUAUGAAGUUGCUUAUUCCAGUUACUAAUAAUCAUGCACCCAUUUAAGAAAAUGACUGUAAAAACUGUUAAAUCCCCGUGGAUUGAUGAGGAAUUGAAAAAUGUUAUGGUUGAGAGGGAUGAGGCAAAAGGAAUGGCAAAUAAGUCUGGCUGCACAACCGAUAGGCAAACGUAUUGCAAAUAGACAAAUCAUGUGACUAAACUGAAUAAAAAGAAGAAACUACACUAUGAAACAAAGAUAAAUGACAUAAAGAAUUAUAGUAAAAAGCUUUGGAGCACCUUAAAUGAAAUUUUGGGAAAAAAGGCAAACUCAGCUCCAUCAUUCAUUGAAUCAGAUGGCUCAUUCAUCACAAAACCGACUGAUAUUGCCAACUACUUAAUUUUUUUCAUUGGCAAGAUUAGCAAACUUAGGCAUGACAUGCCAGCAACAAACGCUGACCCUACACAUCCAAGUAUAUCUGACCAAAUUAUGAAAGACAAGUGUUGUAAUUUUGAAUUCCGUAAAGUGAGUAUGGAAGAGGUUCAUUUUUUUGUUGUCUAUCAACAAUGACAAGCCACCGGGGUGUGACAACUUGGAUGGAAAAUUACUGAGGAUAAUAGCAGAUGGAAUUGCCACUCAUAUUUGACAUUUUCAAUUUAAGCCUACUAGAAACUGUGUGACCCAGGCCUGGAGGGAAGCAAAAGUAAAUCCGCUACCUAAGAAUAGUAGUAAAGCCCCCUUUACUGGCUCAAAUAGCCGACCAAUCAGCCUGUUACCAACCCUUAGUAAACUUUGGGAAAAAAUGGUGUUUGACCAGAUACAAUGCUAUUUUACAGCAACAAAUUGACAACAUACUUUCAGCACGCUUAUAGGGAAGGACAUUCAACAAGCGCAGCACUUACACAAAUUACUGAUGAUUGGCUGAGAGAAAUUGAUGAUAAAAAGAUUGUGGGGGCUGUUUUGUUAGACCAGUGCGGCUUUUGACAUUAUCGAUCAUAGUCUGCUGCUGGAAAAACGUAUGUGUUAUUGCUUUACACCCCCUGCUAUAUUGUGGAUAAAAGAGUUACCUGUCUAACAGAACACAGAGGGUGUUCUUUAAUGGAAGCCUCUCCAACAUAAUCCAGGUAGAAUCAGGAAUUCCCCAGGGCAGCUGUCUAGGCCCCUUACUUUUUUCAAGGUUUACUAACGACAUGCCAUUGGCUUUGAGUAAAUGUAUGCGGAUGACUCAACACUAUAAACGUCAGCUACUACAGCGACUGAAAUGACUGCAACACUUAACAAAGAGCUGCAGUUAGUUUCAGAGUGGGUGGCAAGGAAUAAGUUAGUCCUAAAUAUUUCUACAACUAAAAGCAUUGUAUUUGGGACAAAUCAUUCACUAAACCUCAACUAAAUCUUGUAAUAAAUAAUGUGGAAAUUGAGCAGUUGAGGUGACUGUCAUGGUCAAAACAUAUUGAUACAACAGUAGCUAAGAUGGGGAGAAGUCUGUCCGUAAUAAAGUGCUGCUCUACAUUCUUAACAGCACUAUGAACAAGGCAGGUCCUACAGGCCCUAGUUUUGUUGCACCUGGACUACUGUUCAGUCGUGUGGUCAGGUGCCACAAAAAGGGACUUAGGAAAAUUGCAAUUGGCUCAGAACAGGGCAGCACGGCUGGCCCUUGGAUGUACACAGAGAGCUAACAUUAAUAAUAUACAUGUCAAUCUCUCCUGGCUCAAAGUGAAGGAGAGAUUGACUUCAUCACUACUUGUAUUUGUGAGGGGUAUUGACAUGUUGAAUGCACUGCGCUGUCUGUUUGAACUACUGGCGCACAGCUAUGACACCCAUGCAUACCGCACAAGACAUGCCACAAGAGGUCUCUUCACAGUCCCCAAGUCCAGAACAGACUAUGGGAGGCGCACAGUACUACAUAGAGCCAUGACUACAUGGAACUAUAUUCCACAUCAAGUACCUGAUGCAAGCAGUAAAAUUAGAUUUAAAAAACAGAUACAAAUACACCUUAUGGAACAGCAGGGACUGUGAAGCAACACAAACAUAGGCACAGACACAUGCAUACACACACAAUAACAUACGCACUAUACACACACACGUACACAUAUUGUAGGUAUGUGGUGGAGUAGGGGCCUGAGGGCACACAGUGUGUUGUGAAUGUAUUGUAAUGUUUUUAAAAUUGUAUAAGCUGCCUUAAUUUUGCUGGACCCCAGAAACAGUAGCUGCUGUUUUUACGCUGCUGCUACUCACUGUUUAUUAUCUAUACAUAAUCACUUUACCUCUACCUGCAUGCACAAAUUACCUUGACUAACCUGCAUAUUGACUCGGUACCGGUACCCCCUGUAUAUAGCCUCGUUAUUGUUAUUUUAUUGUGUUACUUUUUAUUUAACAUUGUUACUUUAGUUUAUAUAGUAAUUAUUUUCUUAACUCUAUUUCUUCUACUGCAUUGUUUAAGGGCUUGUAAGUAAGCAUUUCACGGUAAGGUCUACACCUGUUGUAUUCAGCGCAUGUGAAAAAAAUUAAAUUUGAUUUGAUUUUGAUUUGGCCAACUCAAGAGUAGGACAGCAUGUUUUUUUUAGAGUAUUCCAGCCCUGUCCAGUCUAUUCUAGUUUAUCAUUCAUUCAGUUGUCCAACUGUGCGUAUAUGGCUCUGGUUUCAGUCACUGCACAGGUGGUGUGGUUCAUCUCAUUGGUCUCACUUGAAGGUUGAGUCAUGUUCUGGUAUGCACUGGGUUGGACACAUACUCUGAGAUGUACUCAUGCCUUCGUACUGGGGUAGAAUCACAUUCUCAUGUAGUGGUGUCAUUGUGCUCUUGUUUCAAUGAAGCUGUGCUCAGUGGGCUUGGUGACUCGUCUGCAGAAUGGCGAAAGAAGACCUGACGAUUGUGAACAAGGAUGAGGAGGAUGAGAUGGUGUGUUCCCUCAUUUUAUUACCUCUUUCUACCUUACCCCCCCCUUUCCUUCACUCAAUCACACUCGCACGGCCCUGCUACUCUACAGCCAUCGGGAGUCCGGCAUUGCCAUCAGCCAUUGAGGGAAUGCUGUCAUUGAAAGCUGCUAUACUGCCAGUGUUGCGCUCGCACUGCGUCACGUCCAAUGGCAGCGUCCAACUCAAGAAUCGCUGAAUUAAAGUAAUGAGAAAUAGUUAAUUUUGGUUGCAUAUGGCCUCCAAGAAGCUACUAGCUAGCAGAAACUCUAGCUAGCUAGCUACAUUGACUAUUUUCACAAUGUAAACAAAAGCAACUUGUGUAAUUAGAGGAUCAUUUAGUACAACCAUUAGCAAUAAUUGAAUGAGUACUUGCGAUAAACUGGACCAAAGCUAUUGUACUUACGCAUUAUCGAUGAAUAUGGUACAAAACAACGCGCUCUGUGUAGCAGGUAGAGCGUCACAUUGACGCAACACUGAUGGCAAACUCAUAUAGUGGAGUUGAAGUGUCUCUCGCUCUCUCCGUGUCUCUUGCUCUCUCGCGCUUUCCCUCUAUCUGUCGCUUGCUCUCUCCAUAUCUCUUGCGCUCGCUUUCGCUGUCUCUCGCUCGCUCUCUCUCCGUCUCUCGCUCGCUCUCUCUCCGUCUCACCCGCUCCGUCUCUCGCUCUAGUGCGCUCUAUCGCUCUCUCUCUGUCCAUCUGUCGCUCUCUCUCUCUCUCCAUUUGUCACUCUCUCUCCACCUGUCUCUCUCUCCCUCUCCAUCUGUCUCUCUCCAUCUGUCGCUCUCUCUCUCUAUCUGUCGCUCUCUCUCUCUAUCUGUCGCUCUCUCUCUCUAUCUGUCGCUCUCUCUCUCCAUCUGUCGCUCUCUCUCUAUCUGUCGCUCUCUCUCUCCAUCUGUUGCUCUCUCUCUCCAUCUGUUGCUCUCUCUCUAUCUGUCGCUCUCUCUCUCCAUCUGUUGCUCUCUCUCUCCAUCUGUCGCUCUCUCUCUCUAUCUGUCGCUCUCUCUCUCCAUCUGUCGCUCUCUCUCUCUAUCUGUCGCUCUCUCUCUCUCUCCGUCGCUCUCUCUCUCCGUCUCUCGCUCUAGCGCAGCCUGGCUAGCUUCUGCCCCCUUGAGAAGAUUCAGACAAAAUACUAAACAGACUUGAUUCUCUCAAUCCGUAGUAUGAUGUGAGACACAUUUGAAAGAAGUACCGAAAAAGUACAGUUCCGGUAUACCAUGCAACACUAAUAUGAACUACAGCUUUAACCAUCCCCUCUCCCCACCUUGGCCCACUCUAGGAGCUCCAGGGGUACCGUGUGUGUCGGUGGCGUGUGGCGGUGGUUGGUCUUUUGGUGCUCUGUACGGGGGGCUUCCUCCUGCUGCUGCUCUACUGGAUGCCAGAAUGGUGUGUGAAGGCCACCUGUAGCCGGACCACCAUCAGAGAGGCCGAAGUUGUGCUGCUCCAAUCAACCGUAAGUCAUUGUCCUCAUUACUAUGGCAGCAACCAUUCUCGAUAUUUCAGUAACACUUUAUUUUAAAGUAGAUAUAUCAGCCACCAAUUUGUAGUUAAUAAAAAGCAUAAACUCCCAUAGGCCUAUUUCCCGUGGGAUCAUGGCACAUGCUUUCUCUUUAAAAUGCAAUGUUGGCCUACAAUGAACCCAUGUUAUCCAUAUACAGUGCCUUCAGAAAGUAUUCAGACCCCUUGACUUUUUACACAUUAUAUGUUACAGCCUUAUUCUAAAAAUGAAUUUUAAAAAAUUUCCCUCAUCAAUCUACACAAAAUACCCCAGAAUGACAAAGCCAAAAAAUAGUUUUUUUUUAUUUUUAUUUUAGCAAAUGUAUUACAAAUAAAAAACGGAAAUAUCAGAUUUACAUAAGUAUCUUUACCCAGUACUUUGUUGAAGCACCUUUUGGCAGCGACUACAGCAUCGAGUCUUCUUAGGUAUGACGCUACAAGCUUGGGACACCUAUAUUGGGGAGUUUCUCCCAUUCUUCCCUGCAGAUCCUCUCAAGCUCUGUCAGGUUGGAUGGGGAGUGUUGCUGAACAGCUAUUUUCAGUUCUCUCCAGAGAUGUUCGAUCGGGUUCAAUUUCGGGCUCUGGCUGGGUCACUCAAGGACAUUCAGACACUUGUCUCGAAGCCACUCCUGCGUUGUCUUGGCUGUGUGCUUAGGGUUGUUGUCCUGUUGGAAGGUGAAACUUUGCCCUAGUCUGAGGUCCUGAGCGCUCUGGAGCAGGCUUUCAUCAAGGAUCUCUCUGUACUUUGCUCUGUUCAUCUUUGCCUCGAUCCUGACUAGCUCCUGUUACGCACGCCUCUCGGAAGAGGGAACGCAACACCCUGCUACAACUCAACUCUCCGUGGUGUGAAAGGGGUAUGGGACUGUAGGUGUGAGUAAGGAUGACAAAAGGCAGAGAAUACCGUUAACAGGGAAUUUAUUCCUUCGCACGGUAAGUUUGGGGAAAAGGGGCUGGACGGAACCAAAGCAAAGAAAGUAAAUAUCAAAGCCCCCUCUCCUACCUUACCUGCCUACCCACUACUUACUUAACUAGCACCACCUGGUGCACUAACCAAAAUACAAGGGAUGGUCCGCCCAGGUCUUUCCUAGUGUGCAUAGACAGUCAACUUCUACGGGUAAUGUAUGCCCGCGGGCCUCUUGCCUAAGCACUCCCUAGGUGCCUUCCCCCCCUUGGGAACAAAUGAAACAAAAAUAGCACAAAUUGGUUCACAACAAAAAUCUGAGAAAAAAACUAACUCAGGACAUUAAAGAAACUCUGAGCCACAAACUAACACAAAACAUUACAAUCAGCUCUCAGAGCAACAACUACACAGUACAUACCAAAUGUCUUAGCAACAACCAACAUGCUACAACUCUCAGCAAUUCUGGUUCCCCUUCCCUCUUCUGAGCAGCAGAACUGGGGCUUAUAUAGCUUCAGAAGGAGUUGGUAAUUGGAGACAGCUGCGUCCUGACGAGGGCGCAGGGUCAGCUCUCCAAUCAUCAAUGUUCAUUGACCAAUCAGCUGCUUGUUGGGGAAUUUCAGGAACCCAUUUCCUGAAAUACAUACAUGAAAAUACACAACCUACAACACAGAAACUGGGGAACGUAACGGCUCCCAGUCCCUGCCGCUGAAAAACAUCCCCACAGCAUGAUGCUGCUGCCACCACCAUGCUUCACCAUAGGGAUGGUGCCAGUUCUUGGUCACCUCCCUGACCAAGGCCCUUCUCCCCGGAUUUCUCAGUUUGGCUGGGCGGCCAGCUCUAGGAAGAGUCUUGGUGGUUCCAAACUUCUUCCAUUUAAGUUGAUGGAGGCCACUGUGUUCUUGGAAUUUCAAAGCUGCAGAAUGUUUUUGGUACCCUUCCCCAGAUCUUUGCCUCGACACAAUCCUGUCUCGGAGCUCUACGGACAAUUCCUUCAACCACAUGGCUUGGUUUUUGCUCUGACAUGCACAGUCAACUGUGGGACCUUAUAUAGACAGGUGUGUGCCUUUCCAAAUCAUGUCCAAUCAAUUGGAUUUACCGCAGGUGGACUCCAAUCAAGUUGUAGAAACAUCUGAAGGAUGAUCAAUGGAAACAGAAUGCACCUGAGCUCAAUUUUGGGUCUCAUAGCAAGGGGUCUGAAUACUUAUGUAAAUACAGUGGGCUCCAAAAUUAUUGGCACCCCUGACUGGCAAUGCACAAACAAUACUUAAAAAAAUAUAAACAAUAUAAUUAUAGAGAAACUCAAAAUACCAACAUGUGAGAAAUACUGUACUAUAUUAAUGUUUCAAUGGAACCAACCAAAAUCAUUUAUUGGUUUCACAAUUAAUGGCACCCUUAAAGAUUAUUGUAAAUAACAUCUACCAAAAUUUAAACCAGGAAUUAAAUUCCACAAAAACUAUAUUGAGCCAAUACCUCACUUCCUGUUUCACUAGGGUAUAAAAAUGAGGUAACACGCAUGCAAUAUCCCUUUGUCAUCCAACACCAUGAAGAAAACAAAAGAACUGGCAGUUCAAAAGAGACAGACAGAUGGUUGUAGACCUUCAUAAAUCUGGUAAUGACUACAAGAAGAGCCACAAAUGAUUGAAUAUACCACUGAGCACUGUCAGGGCAAUUAUUAAAAGUAUAAAAAAGAUAUGGAACAGUUGAAAACCUCACGGGUAGAGGACGCAAAUACAUUUUGCCCCCCAGGAUAGGGAGGAGGAUGGUGAGAGAAGCAACAAAAUCCCCAAGAAUCACUAUGAAAGAAUUGCAGGCCUUGGUGGCGUCUUUGGGUCACCAGGUUUCAAAAAGCACCAUCAGACGCCACCUCCACAACCACAGGCUCUUUGGAAGGGUUGCCAGAAGAAAGCCCUUUCUGACCCCAAGACACAGACGCAAGCGCUUGGAGUUUACCAAACGUCAUUUAAAUUAUGACUGGAAGAAGGUGCUCUGGUCAGAUGAGACCAAAAUUGAACGUUUUGGUCAGAUACAGCAUCGGCAUGUUUGGCGUCGAAACAGAGAUGCAUACAAGGAGAGGCACCUCAUACCCACAGUGAAAUAUGGUGGUGGGUCAGUGAUGUUUUGGGGCUGUUUUUAAUUCCAGAGGUCCAGGGGCACUGGUUAAGAUUGAUGGCAUAAUGAAUUUCACCAAGUAUCAGGCAAUUUUGGCUGACAAUCUGGUUGCCUCUGCCAGAAGGCUGGGACUUGGCCGUAGGUGGACUUUCCAACAAGACAAUGACCCAAAACAUACCUCAAGAUCCACACAGAAAUGGUUCUGUGACAUCAAAGUCAAAGUUCUGCCAUGGCCAUCUCAGUCGCCGGACCUCAAUCCAAUCGAAAAUCUGUGGGCUGAGUUGAAGAGGGCAGUUGAUAAGCGCAAACCCAAUAAUGUGAAGGAUCUUGAAAGGAUCUGCAUAGAGGAAUGGUCCAAAAUCCCUCCAAAUGUGUUCCUUAACCUUGUCAAACAUUACAGGAAAAGACUCCGUGCUGUUAUCCUUGCCAGAGAUGGUUGCACUAAGUACUAAAUGAGGAGUGCCAAUAAUUAUGAAACCUUGAUAUUGGUGACAUUUAUUUUGUAUUAAAUAAUUGUAUGAUUUUGGUUGGUUCCACUGAAACAUUAAGUACAGUAUUUCUCACAUGUUGGUAUUUUGAGUUUAUCUCUAUAAUUAUAUUGUUUAUAUUUUCUAAAGUAUUGUUUGUGCAUUUCUAGUCAGGGGUGCCAGUAAUUUUGGAGCCCACUGUAAGGUAUUUCUGUUUGAUUAUUUUUAAUAAAUUUGCUAACAUUUCUAAAAAACUGUUUUCGCUUUGUCAUUAUGGGGUAUUGUGUGUAGAUUGCUAAGGAAAAUGGUUUAUUUAAUCAAUUUUAGAAUAAGGCUGUAAUGUAACAAUGUGGAAAAAGUCAAGGGGUCUGAAUACUUUCCGAAGGCACUGUACAGGUAACUGCCAAAAUAAUGGAGACACUUGAGUAAAUGAGGGCUACAAAGUAUGUUGAAAGCAGGUGCUUCUACACAGCUGUGGUUCCUGAGUUCAUUAAGCAAUUAUAUCCCAUCAUGCUUAGGGACAUGUAUAAAAUUCUGGGCAGGCCAUUAUUUUGGCUACCUUGGCUAUGCCCCCAUAGGAUGACAAAUGUCCCCAUCCACAGGGCUUGAGUGGUCACUGGAUGGUUUGAUGAGCAUGAAAAUGAUGUAAACCAUAUGCCAUGAUCAUCUCAGUCACCAGAUCUCAACCCAAUUGAACACUUAUGGGAGAUUCUGGAGUGGCGCCUGAGACAGCUAGAAUUUGUAGCUCGCACUGAUGCGACCACAUCAAAGCGUGGAGGUGUAAUUUACACCUCUCUAGUGUGUGUAGUCUACCAGCUCACGUUUGUUGCCUAUGUUUUAAUCUAGUGCUUAUUUGACUCAUUUAUAUACCUUGCUUUAUUUGAAAGGAUUUUAGGGUUAGUUUAAGAGUGGGGGAUUACAGGGCAGUGGGUCAUCAUGAGAUUUUACGCACAGGCCCGCCAUAGACUAUAAGCGCAGCAGUUCAGUUGAUACUCUACCGUGGAUUAAUAUUACUAUUGUGAUGAAUAAUUGUCAUGGUAAUUUAGAAUGUCCCGUCAAUGAGCAUUGUGGGUAGAAAAAUACAAAACCAGGAUAAUGCAUCAAAAUUUACAAGAGCAAACUCUCCCUCAAUGAAUCAUAAGCUGUUCACAUACAAAGGCUUUUUUUUUUUUUCUUCACUAAGUACGGGAAUACAAGAGAACCUGUCACAGCUGAUGGUGUAAGUGUGUGUUUCUCAGGAUGAGUUUAAGCGCUGGUUCCUAGCCAAGGUGCGUGUGAUGCUGGCCCCCGGGAGGAACCCCUUUGACAGCCUGGAGACCCAGACCACUCCCCCCAUGGCCAACGGACACUCCCCCCACCCCUCAGACAGCCCCGCCCAGGAGUUCAACAGGAAGUACGCCGAGUACCAGCCCACUCAGGUAAUAACACGUGAUGGCACACACAAUAACACGCAUGGAUACAUGGAUGGUCUUUUUAAUUAUUUUACCUGUCUCUGUCUCACACGCUCACAAAAGUAUACACUUUCAUGGUCAAUUGGGGGGGGGGGGGGGGCACACAAAGUUUCUGUUAAAAACUUCUGUUAAUAACGUUGUCUUUUUUUUCAGAUUCGCUAUUUUACACUCCAUAGCACAAAGUACUACUGGAACGACGAGGUCCAGAAUUUUGAAGUAUUAACGUAAGCAAUUUAACGGACCAUAAUUAUAUUCAGUGACCUGGAAACUUUUCUGAAGUUGCAGUGCAUUCGGAAAGUAUUCAGACCCCUUCACUUUUUCCACAUUUUGUUAUGUUACAGCCUUAUCAAUCUACACACAAUACCACAUAAUGACAAAGCGAAAAAACAAGUUUUUAGAAAUGUUUGCAAAUAAAAAAGAACGAACCACCAAGACUCUUCCUAGAGCUGGCCGUAUGGCCAAACUGAGCAUUCAGUGGAGAAGUGCCUUGGUCAGGGAGGUGACCAAGAACCCCAUGGUCACUCUGACAGAGCUCCAGAGUUCCUCUGUGGGGACGGGAGAACCUUCCAGAAGGCCAACCAUCUCUGCAGCAUGCCACCAAUCAGGCCUUUAUGGUAGAGUGGCCAGACGGAAGCCACUCCUCAGUAAAAGGCACAUGACAGCCCGCUUGGAGUUUGCCAAAAGGCACCUAAAUGACUCUCAGACCAUGAGAAACAAGAUUCUGGUCUGAUGAAACCAAGAUUGAACUCUUUGGCCUGAAUGCCCAGCGUCACGUCUGGAGGAUACCUGGCACCAUCCCUACGGUGAAGCAUGAUUGUGGCAGCAUCAUGCUGCGGGGAUGUUUUUCAGCGGCAGGGACUGAGACUAGUCAGGAUCGAGGGGAAAGAUGAACGGAGCAAAGUACAGAGAGAUCCUUGAUGAAAACCUGCUACAGAGCGCUCAGGACCUCAGAUUGGGGUCAAGGUUCCCCUUCCAACAGGACAACGACCCUAAGCACACAGCCAAGACAACGCAGGAGUGUCUUCGGACAAGUCUCUGAAUGUCCUUGAGUGGCCCAGCCAGAGGCCCGAAAUUGAACCCGACCAAACAUCUCUGGAGAGACCUGAAAAUAGCUGUGCAGCGACAACCUGACAGAGCUUGAGAGGAUCUGCAGAGAAGAAUGGGAGAAACUCCCCAAAUACAGGUGUGCCAAGCUAGUAGCGUCAUACCCAAGAAGACUCGAGGCUGUAAUUGCUACCAAAGGUGCUUCAACAAAGUCCUGAGUAAAGGGUCUGAAUACUUAUGUAAAUGUGAUAUUUCUGUUUUUUUAAUGUGUGUGUAUCCAAGCAAAUGUGUUCCAAUGGAGGACUCUUGUUUCCCCUCCUUCAUACAUGCGUGCCCACACACACACCACAGGGGCUUGGAGGACCUGGAGGUGACCUGUUCCAACAUCCACUCAGAACACAGCACGGGGCUCACCAGCAACCAGCAGGAGUACAGGUAUACUAUUACACUUUACCCUCAACUGGAUUCCGGACUACAGCAACUACUACAGCUUAUUGAAUAACCCUGGGGUUUGCCCUUCCUAUGAUAGAUUCACCACCCCCAUCCCCCAGUGCCAGACUUCAUAACUGCCGGCCACAGCAGUACCUCUGUCACCUUAGACGACCGGACAUCCAUAGCCCAGUCACCUAACAAAGCCCUGACAACACCUUAUAAUAGCCCUGCUGUCAGUCUGCCCAGAACUGGCCUACUGCUCCCCAUGUGUCACUUACCCAGCGUCUAGUGUGUGUGUGUUGAGAGUGGGACUCUGACCUACUUAAUGUAGCACUGUCAGUGUCACACCUUAUCAAGGGUUUUAUUACAACCCUUUACAACUGUUUGUUAUAGUGUAAUGAGUUGUUAGUGUUUGAACUAAAUGUUGAACCUUUCUCUCAUUCUUUCCCACAGGAGACUGUUUUUCGGAGUGAAUGAAAUUGCAGUGAAAGUGCCUUCAGUUUUCAAGCUGCUAAUCAAAGAGGUAGGAGAGGUUUUGGGGUUUCAAUGGGAAUAAGGUAUUCAUAUCCACUACUUACAUCCUCAAAAAGUUCUACAGCUGCAACAUCGAGAGCAUCCUGACUGGUUGCAUCACCGCCUGGUAUGGCAACUGCUCGGCCUCCGACCGCAAGGCACUACAGACGGUAGUGCGUACGGCCCAGUACAUAUACUGGGGCUAAGCUUCCUGCCAUCCAGGACCUCUAUACCAGUCGGUGUCAGAGGAAGGCCCUAAAAAUUGUCAGAGACUCCAGCCAUCCUAGUCAUAGACUGUUCUCUCUGCUACCGCAUGGCAAGCGGUACCGGAGCGCCAAGUCUAGGUCCAAAAGGCUUCUUAACAGCUUCUACCCCCAAGCCAUAAGACUCCUGAACAGCUAAUCAUGGCUACCCGGACUAUUUGCAUUGCCCCCCCACCCCCUCUUUUACGCUGCUGCUACUCUGUUUAUGAUUUAUGCAUAGUCACUUUAACUCUACCCACAUGUACAUAUUACCUCGACUAACCGGUGCCUCCGCACAUUGACUCUGUACUGGUACCCCCUGUAUAUAGCCUCCCUAAUGUUAUUUUAUUUUACUGCUGCUCUUUAAUUAUUUGCAAUUUUUUAUUUUUUACUGAUCUAUUUUUUUUCUUAACACUUUUUUUUCUUUUCUUAACUGCAUUGUUGGUUAAGGGCUUGUAAGUAAGCAUUUCACUGUUGUAUUCGGCGCAUGUGGCAAAUAAAAUUUGAUUUGAUCUGAUUUUAAAGGAUGCUUGAUGUUCUUGCCAUAGAUCCUUUUUCAUUUUCUCUGAGAACUAAUUGAUAUCAUAAGCCUACACUGAGCAUACAAAACAUUAGGAACACCUCUUUCCAUGACAUACUGACCAGGUGAAUCCAGGUGAAAGCUAUUCUCCCUUAUUAUUAUCACCUGUUAAAUUCACUUCAAUGAAUGUAGAUGAAGGGGAGGAGACAGGAUAAAGAGGGAUAUUUAAGCCUUGAGACAAUUGAGACAUGGAUUGUGUAUGUGUGCCAUUCAGAGGGUGAAUGGGCAAGACAAAAUAUUUAAGUGACUGAGUGUUUCAAGAACUGCAACGCUGCUGGGUUUUUCACGCUGAACAGUUUUCGGUGUGUAUCAAGAAUGGUCCACCACCCAAAGGACAUACAGCCAACUUGACACAACUGUGGGAAGCAUUGGAGUCAACAUGGGCCAGCAUCCUUGUGAAACGCUUUCGACACCUUGUAGAGUCCAUGCCCCGAUAAAUUGAGACUGUUCUGAGGGCAAAAGGGAGUCCAACUCAAUAUUAGGAAAGGGUUCCUAAUGUGUUCCUAAUAUUUUGUACACGUUUGUAAUAAUUUACAUCCAAAGGUACAUAUGGAAAUCAAUAGCUAAUUUAUCUGAGAUCAUGAUACAGAUGUAGGAUCUUAAUUUGAGCCUGUUUGCUACAGCAGAAAAAUAAUCCUGCAGCAACAGGACAUUUGAAUUAUUAUGUGAAUUUAAUGAAUGGACAUUUUUGUGGGGUUGAUACAUUUUUCGGGAGGGAAAAUCAAGUCUGAAAUUUCAAAGUGGAAAUUACAAACUUCAGAAACCCUUUUAAACCUCAAAUACACUACAAGUUUAAAAUGUCCUGCAUUGCAGGAAAGCUCUCCUGCAACAGGGUGAUCAAAUUAAGAUCCUACAUCUGUAAUGAUAAAAAUAAUGAGAAUCAUAUCCAAGAGCGCCUGUGCGUGGCAUUCUAAUGAGAACAUUCUGUUGAAUGGAAGCCAACUAGGUUUAAAAAAUAUAUAUUGUCUGGCCAUAUUUAGAUUCUGAGUUGUUGCAGGGAGGUUGUCUUUAGUCUAAUGAGUGAACAGGGCCAACAAUGGCAGUACAAACAGCAUUUUCCACCUCCGCAGUUCCUCUCAUCUCCUUAUUGUCUGUCUAUCGCUCUGACGUCUCUCGCUCUUUCUGACCUCACACUCUCUGCGACAGUCUCCAUCGCUCUCUUGCUCUCUCUGUUGUGCGCUCUGUAUAAAGAAACACAUUGAACCAUAUGUGUCAAUCAAGGGAUAUUUGGCGUUCAUUUAUACCCUCUUCACACUAUUAAGCCAAACCAUGACUGGUUAAGCCUGUCUUAAUCAAGCAUUAUGUCAAAAUGGAUAUCAUUUGUUGCAGCUUGUUGUUUUGAAGAAGUUGUUUGAACCACCUGUCACCCUCUCUCUCCUCCUGCAGGUCCUCAACCCUUUCUACAUCUUCCAGCUCUUCAGUGUGAUCCUGUGGAGCGCUGACGAGUACUACUACUAUGCCGUAGCCAUCGUCUUCAUGUCGGUCAUAUCCAUAGCUACCUCUCUGUACACCAUUAAAAAGGUACGUCUGCCCCCCCCCCCCCCUCACCUUCCAUUAUUUUGUCUUUCUCCCCUUUCUCAACCAAGGAAAUAAUCCAAAUUAAGAGGUGAAUCUGGGGCCUUGCUGAACCAGCCUGAGCCCAACUGAGCUGGACUAACCCAGAGUUAACCGUGAUAGCCCCCUCCCCACUCUAAUCCCAGAAUCAUUCAGGUCUGCAUGAAAGGGCCCAUCUGUAUGGUCUGCUGCCCCCGAGGCCCUGGGUUCACCCUCUUACAAUCACACCGCAUAGGUAGAGAGAGAGGGGGAGGGGUGGAGGCUUCUCUGUUACCCUGAGGGAAAUUGGAAGCUGUUAGCUAGAGGCCUGUUUUUCUAGCACCUGAUGUGUGGUUCUGCUCAUUUUCUGUUUUCUGAAACUAUUCUCUCCUUUUCAGCAAUAUGUCAUGCUUCAUGACAUGGUGGCAGCACACAGUAUUGUCCGAGUUUCAGUCUGCAGAGCCAACAACGGUUUGUCUAAUAUACCUCAUUUAGAUUUUAUGCACUUUGGCUAGUGUUCAAUUAGCCGCUAGAACAGCACACCUUUUUUUGUGUGUCUGCGGCAGUGGGCUCAGGCUGUGCAUAUGAUGCCUCAGCGUUUUUCCCCUGCUGCCCAGAGUGGCAAGAGUAAUGAGAGAUGUGCUGAACAAGACUGACGCACAGAAUACCUCUCCUUUUCUCCCUCUCCCUACCUCCCUCCUCUACUUUCCCUUCCUCUCUCUCCCUCCCCAUCCUCUCCCCCCUGUCUCCACACCUACUCCCUCUCUCCUCCCAUUUGUGUUGGAUCAUCGCAGACAUCGAGGAGGCCCUAUCCACUGACCUGGUGCCCGGCGAUGUCAUGGUCAUCCCUAGCAACGGGACCAUCAUGCCGUGCGAUGCGGUGCUGGUCAGUGGCACCUGCAUUGUCAACGAGAGCAUGCUGACGGGUGAGACCCGGAGAUCCUGCCUGCUCUCUGUCCCUCUCUGUGUGUCACUGCUGGUCACUUUCCAAAUACAUAAUUUAUAUUUUACAUUUGUGCAAAGCCGCACACAACACUACACUCUGUACAUGCUGUAUACUUCGGCAAGGCACCAAAGCUCCCAGACUUAAACUCAGUCUCCCCUCCUCGCUCCCCCCUCCUGUCCCUGUCUCUCCUCCCUCCUCCCCCAAGGCGAGAGUGUGCCCGUCACCAAGACCAACCUCCCCAACCCGGGCGAGGGGGACAAGGAGGGCGACGAGGCCUACAGCAUGGAGGAGCACAAGAGACACACCCUCUUCUGUGGCACGCACAUCAUCCAGACCCGCUUCUACUCAGGGGAGCUGGUCAAGGCAGUGGUGGUCCGCACAGGUUAGUGUGUGUGUCCUCAGUCACAACACACACGCACACAAUACCUAUAUUAUUUUUGUUUGAUCAUGAUCUGCCCUCAGUUGUCAUAUUCUGAAUUCUGCUAUCAUCUAAACAUGCUCCUCCUCCUCAUCGUCCUCCAGGUUUCAGCACAGCUAAGGGCCAGCUGGUUCGCUCCAUCCUCUACCCCAAGCCCACAGAUUUCAAGCUGUACCACGAUGCCUACCUCUUCCUGUUGUGCCUGGUGGCUAUAGCCGGUAUCGGCUUUGUCUACUCCAUCGUCCUCAGCAUCAUGAACAAGGUACUGGACUGAACAGAACAGGACGCUCUCACUGGGCUACUGCUAGGCUGGGGAGAAAGAGAAAGUGCGGCAGGGAAGAGGGAGAGUGAUUAGUCCUUUAGAUGGUGUAGAAGGUGUCUAGGUCAGUGGAUUGUGGUCAAAGCAUUUAAUUGUAAAAUGGAGUUGAACUGAAAAAGACUAUGGCUAUUUAGCUUCACGUCCAAUUCAAUACCUACAUGAACUCCUAUUGUAUUGGAAUUGUUUUCUUGCCCUCUCCUCUACUGUGGCCCAGGUGCCAGCCAAGACCAUCAUCAUCGAGUCCCUGGACAUCAUCACCAUUACCGUGCCCCCUGCACUGCCCGCUGCCAUGACGGCGGGCAUCGUGUACGCCCAGCGCCGCCUCAAACGCAUCGGCAUAUUCUGCAUCAGCCCCCAGAGGAUCAACAUCUGUGGCCAGCUCAACCUCGUCUGCUUCGACAAGGUGGACACACACACACACACACACACACACACACACACACACACACACACACACACACACACACAAACACACACACACUAGCAGUGGAGAGGCUAUGCUUGGGAAACUAGUUGUGUUGUGGUCUGGUGAUCUGAUAUGGUAAUCACCCUGCUUAACAGUUACUUCUCUAUAUUUACUUCUCCCCUAUUCACCAUCUCUGUUCCUCUCUCCUCAGACGGGUACACUCACAGAGGAUGGACUAGACUUAUGGGGAGUCCAGAGAGUGGAGAAUGGCACUUUCCACCUGUCAGAGGAGAAUGCCUACAAGGAGAGUCUGGUCAAGUCCCAGUUUGUAGCCUGCAUGGCCACCUGCCACUCUCUUACCAAGAUCGAUGGCCAGCUGUCCGGAGACCCUCUGGACCUGAAGAUGUUUGAGGCCACAGGUUGGGUGAGUGACUGAAACUGGACCUUUAACCUCUAACCUCUGUGUCCUUCACUCUUUCUUUACCCAACCAAUGUGUUUCAUGCAGAGAUAUGUCGAAAGUAUAGUGGAGAAGUUGCUUUGAGAGAUUUUCCGGCUUACUAUUUCUUACAUCUUAAUGUUAUUUUCGGAACACAUAUUUGUUUCCAACGGACUUUCAAUGUUGUGCCGAUCACACUUAUGGGUCCAUUUUGAGAUGUUGGUCAGUUGAAAUAUCCACUUUCGAUGCAGCUUAGAGUUUCUUUCAUGUUUACUCCUCCCUACUCUCCUUGUCAGAUCCUGGAGGAGGCCACUGAGGAGGAGACCUCCCUCCACAACCGCAUCACGCCCACCGUGGUGCGGCCCCCCAAACAGCUGAUGCCCCCCGAGCCUGUCAUGUCACCUGAACAGGACAUGGUACGAACAAGGCUCAGUGCUGCCUCCAAUGGACAUCCACCCUCAGCAUUGAUCAUGUCUCACUCAUCACAUGUUGAUUUGGUCUGUUGCUGUUAGCUCUUGCUAAUGUGUAAAAUAUUAAGUUCCUUACUUUCAUGUUAAUCAUAGCUCUGAAUGGUAUCUAGGUUUUCACCUUUCACACUUUCUAUGUUCCUCUCACCUGUCACAUUCUUUGAAAUGCACUGUUUUGAUUGUACAUUCACUCUGUUUACUUCACUUUCACACUGUAGGAGCUGUAUGACUUGUCGGUAAGUAGCGCUAUAUCUUGUUUUAAUAUUUCUUGUAGUUUGACUUAGAGGUGGAAGGUAAUUCUGUGUAUUGUGUCCCCAUAUAGUUGGCCUAUGAGAUUGGUAUUGUGCGUCAGUUCCCCUUCUCCUCGGCGCUGCAGAGGAUGUGUGUGGUAGCCCGUCUGCUGGGGGAGAAGCGCAUGGAUGCCUACCUCAAGGGCGCGCCAGAGGUGGUGGCCAGCCUCUGCAAGAAAGACACUGGUUGGUGUCUUAACUAUUUACUCUGAAUUUGACAAUACAUUUUGCAGACGCUCCUAUUGAGAAGAAGUUACGACCAGUAUAGUAACAAACGAAUGCUCUGCUUUUCAGUUGUAGCCUUGGACUAACCAAGCGUGAAAAUCAUGGGCACUUCAUAUGAAUGGUGUAUUGACAUGAUGCCAAUGCCAUGAUAAAGACGAGCAGUUUAAGUAAAAGAUUUUGCUCCCUGGAAUUUUUCAUUUUGAAGAUGUUUUCUAAACCAUCUCUCUGUCUGUGUAGUUCCAGAGGACUUUGCAGAGGUUCUGGAGGACUACACCAAGCAGGGCUUCCGGGUCAUAGCCCUGGCCCACCGCCGCCUCGAGUCCAAACUCACCUGGCACAAAGUCCAGAAUGUCAACAGGGACCACAUCGAGGUCAACAUGGAGUUCCUGGGUCUGAUCGUCAUGCAGAACAAGCUUAAGGCAGAGACCCCCGGGGUACUGGAGGACCUCCGCAGGGCACACAUCCGCACUGUCAUGGUCACUGGUGAGAAAGCUGGCACACCAACAUGUUUAUCAUAUAAACAUACACAGACAUUCAGUAAAACAUCAAAUGCAUCCUCCCUCCCUUGGAAGUCAUCACUGAUCUGACUUGAUUGGAUCUGUGAAAGCCUUUCAGUAGACUUGGAUGCCAAUGGUCUUGGAUCAGUGAUGAGUUACAUCAAGGAAAGGAGGGAGGAAGGAGGCAUUUAAAAAGUAUUAGGACAGCGCCCUUGCCUCAGGUAUUAUGUCUUUUUAUAUUUUUAAUUUAUAUGCCAUUUAGCAGAUGCUUUUUUCCAAAGCGACUAUAAUCAUGCAUGCAUACAUUUUACAUAUGGGUGGCCCUGGGAAUCGAAUCCACAAUACUGGCGUUGCAAGCGCCAUGCUCUACCAACCGAGCCAUACAGGACCACUAUCAGACAUGAGAGGUUGUCACUCUCUAAUGACAACCACUAGUGCCCACUCAUACUGUAGCCAUGCCUCGCACACAGAGAAUGUGCGAGUGGCUAUGAGGAGCUUUGGGUUUUUGUUGUGGUUGUCAAAGCUUUAUGGAGGUAUUCCUGGAAUCCAGACUAAUAAAGUUCAGGGCCUUGCAGCUUAACGGGCAGAAAUCGCCAAAGUCCAGCCCGGUGUCUCUCUCUCUCCCUCUGUCGCUUUCAGCACUGGAAAUGUAAUCACACAAUUAUAUGGUUUCACUUCCAGCCAACCCCUCUCACUAACCCGUGGCCUGUCAUGCGGACCGCUGGUCCAGAGCCAGUAUGCCCAGGCCGCCCCAUUCCAACCCCUACCCAGGUUUAGAAUGUCACAAAGAGCAUAGCGCCAGGACAAUACCCCCCUGUGUCUCACACUUCAGGGAAUAGGAUGCGGUAGCCUCUUGUGCAAUGAUCUGAGAUCUGUUUUGUGUCCCCCCCCCCCAAAUAAUGGUUAAUGCCUAAGGGUAACAUUUAACAUAUCUCCUUUCCUCCAGGUGACAAUAUGUUGACGGCCAUCUCGGUGGCCAGGGACUGUGGCAUGAUCCCCCCUCAGGACCGGGUCAUCAUCGCCGACGCGCUGCCCUCCAAAGAUGGUCAGUUGGCCAAGAUCAGCUGGCGCUACGCAGACAACCCCAGCAAACAUUCGGGCAAAGCCCCACGCCUGGAGGUGAGAGAUGGACCCCUGGUGGUGGGUGUGGCUAAUUACAGCUCUGACUGACAGACAGACAGACAGACAGACACACACUGUCUAGAUGCUGCGUGAGUGAGACAUGGAAAACAGACACACACCCCCCACACAUAUGUGAGUGCCCUCUGUGGGUCUGUAUGAGUCAUGAUUAAGCUAGUUGCUCUGAUCCCCCUCAGUUCCAAUGAGAGCCAUGCAGGGUCACAUCAGAACUCAGAAAUAGCCCAGUGAGCACACGCAGCAGGAAUGGAUGAAUGAAUGGGUGUGUUCUGUGUUCCAGACAAUGGCACACAUGGAGGUCACACAGCCAGCCAGUCAUUGUUUCAGAUUGUGUCUAGAUGCUAUCAGGAAUAUGUAUAUUUACUUGCAUACCUUAAAGGGAUAGUUUGGGAUUUUGGCAAUGAAGCCCUUUAUCUACUUCCUCAGAGUCUGAUGAACUUGUGGAUACUAUUUAUAUGUGUUGUUCAGUUUGAAGGAAGUUGCUAACCAGCGUUAGUGCAAUUGCUUACUAGCAUUAGCGCAAUGACUGGAAGUCUUGUAGACUUCGUCGUUGCGCUAACGCUAGUUAGCAUUGGCUCACGAAACUUCCUCUAACUUCCUUCAUACUGGACGUUGAGACAUAAAAAUGGUAUCCUUAGUUCAUCUGACUCUGAGGAAGUAGAUAAUAUAAUAAUAUAAUAUGCCAUUUAGCAGACGCUUUUAUCCAAAGCGACUUACAGUCAUGUGUGCAUACAUUUUUACGUAUGGGUGGUCCCGGGGAUCGAACCCACUACCCUGGCGUUACAAGCGCCAUGCUCUACCAAUUGAGCUACAGAGGACCACAUAAAGGUAUAGGGCUUCAUUGCCAAAUCCCUAUAAGGUCUCCACAUUAGUUUAUAUGGGAACCAGUGGUAAUUUUGUCAACAAAUAUAGUGACAAAAAUAUUUGUCAAACACCUAUUUUUCAGUGGCAAUUGACAAGACUAUAACUGACUAAAUAGACCCAGAAAAAAACGAAACGAAAAAUAUUUUUCAUUUCAGUUUACUAAAACGAGACAAGAAUAAAUUCUCUCUGUGACUAAAAUCGGACUACUAAGUGGACUGGACAGAAGUUUUUGGAGAGAUUGAGAGCUUUUCAGUGAUGAGCACAAUUAAUAUUAGCAGCACAGAUGCGCAGCGCAGUUCUGUUCAGCAGUGGGAAGGACGCACCACACCCGACACAUACAGCCUACAUCAGGUGAGCUGCGGGGGAGCAAGCGAUGACGCAGACAGGCCCCGCCUCUGAUUCUACACAUUGCGCAGGCGACUCUUUUGCUUCCCGUAUCUAACCAGUCACCACCAGCUUUCUAGUUGGCUACCCUUUGCCUGGUUAAGAAACACAAGCUGCUUUACGAAAUUAAAAACAAUAGCGGCAUUGAGUUUAAAAGUAAAACAACAGUCUAGCUAUGCUUUUCUCUCCCUUGUGUAUAGAAAAAUAGGCUGUCUUUGAAUUUGUAUUAAUUUCCCACUUUCCCCACUGCAUUUCAUAGGCAGGUUCUGUAGCCAAGUCUCCCUCUUUUCCUCAGAGAAACAGCUUGAUUUUAGCCCUUACGGUUCAAAGGAUAUGACCCAUAAUACCGGCACUACGUUUUUUUUGAGCACUUGGACCAGGACUCGAGCACUGGGACUCAGACUUCAGCCAAAGAGAUUCGUGACUCAACCAUUAGUGAUUAGGACUUGGACUUGGACUCAGACUCGAGCACAGGGGACUUGGGACUCGAUUCGGACUCUAGGUUUAGUGACUCGACUACAUCACUGGGCGAAACAGUCAUUAGCUCCCAUUCUACUUUUGGACACCAAUGUGGCUGCGUUGUCUGUGAAACGUUGAUAACAAUGCCAGUGACGUGACAGAGGUGCAACCCAUGCUACUUUGCCAAUACUUUGCGGUACCAUCUGGUGAUUAUGCUUCUCGCUCUCCACUUGUGUAUGUCUGUUUGUUCUGUAUGUAAUGUACAAUAUCUAUGUAGGCUGAAUUAGGAAUUUACAUGGCCACAUAAUUCUUAUAUAUGUUUGUCAUAUUUCUGCUGUUGGGCAGAGAAUAGGAUGUUAUGCAGAAAAAUAUAUUAGUAGGACAACGCUAUGCAUGUUUGCACAUGGAAGUCAGUGAUUUAUGUUUACUAUAGGUUAAUGAGGCAAUACACAUGUGAUGUGACUAAAAUGAAAGUGUAUUUAGUUUACUAAAAUGGCCCACAGUUUUUUUCAUUUUGACAAUAACUAGAUAAUCAUUAUUUGAAUGUAAAACAUUUGACUAAGACUUAAUUAUAUUUUAGUCAGAAAAGAGUGCCAAAGUUAACACUGAUGGAAACUGAAGUUAUUAGUCGCUAACUUGAACAAUUGUUACUCUACAUAAGCCAUGUUGUAUCAAUAAUUUGCCAGAUGUCAUUCUUCCCUAUCUCACCUUUACCUGCUUACCCCCGCCCCUUCCUGUCCCAACAGGAAGUAGAGAUCAGUCUAGAGGAUGUGUGUCACACUGACGAGCCCAAGUCUCAGGACCAGUACCACUUCGCCAUGAGUGGCAAGUCCUUCGCUGUCAUCACUGAGCACUUUCAGGAUCUGCUACAGAAGGUAACGGGGGACCGAAGUCACUGUAACACUACCCCCCCAUUCCCCAAUAAACACAUAGCUAUUGCUGUUGUGAUUUGGUUGUGUCUAAUGCAUUGUUGUCGGCCUAUCUGAUUUAGUUGGUGCUGCGUGGCACAGUGUUUGCCCGAAUGGCCCCCGACCAGAAGACCCAGCUCAUUGAGGCACUGCAGGGUGUGGAGUGAGUAGAGACACUACUGACACAUGGGCACAAAUAGCACAGUACACACUCUCACCCUCUUCAUAAAUCUGUUCAAAUAUUGAACAAAAAUUGCAUUCGUUUACACAUUUUGUACAUUACAUUUGCAAACAGUAAAUGAUCGUAUCUUUUCUCAUCUGCAGCUAUUUUGUGGGCAUGUGUGGAGACGGUGCAAAUGAUUGUGGUGUAAGUACAGACCUCUUUUGAAAGCAUUUUUGUUGUCAAAUGAUCAUGCAGGUAGAAGUAAAAAUACUAUGUUAUUGCUCAAAUUUGCUUAAUGUUUCUUUUGACUUUUUACACCGCCUCCCUCGCUCUCUAGGCUUUGAAGAAGGCUCAUGGAGGGAUCUCUCUCUCUGAGCUGGAGGCAUCUGUAGCCUCUCCCUUCACCUCCAGGACCCCCAACAUCUCCUGUGUGCCCAGCCUCAUCAGGUAGGCCUGCUCUGGGCCUCGAGCACCAGAAUAUUACCCAUCAGCUAAACAUGGCUAACAAACUAACACCAGCCUACUGCCAAGCUUGGAGACUGAUCAGUCAGCCUUAUAAAAGCACUUGCAUGCUGACUCACUUGAUUGCUCCUAAAAAAGAAACUAUUUAUCUCUUCACAGAGAAGGGCGAGCGGCUCUCAUCACCUCCUUCUGUGUGUUCAAGUUCAUGGCCCUCUACAGCAUCAUCCAGUACAUCAGUGUCACCCUGCUCUACUCUGUGAGUACAGUACCCCUCCCUUAGUUUCUGCACUCCUGUGAGGAUAUUACUAGUCUCUGGUAUAUACAGUAGCUGACCUCUGACCUUAUCUCUCUGUAACCAUGUCAGAUCCUCAGUAACCUGGGAGACUUCCAGUUCCUUUUUAUAGACAUCGCUAUCAUCCUCCUCAUCGUCUUCACCAGUAAGUAGAGCAACACUAAUUAGUUUGACACUUGUCCACAAGUGUCCAGAUACUUUUAUUGCGAUUUCACUUGGUUUUGAGAAACUUACCCCACCAGCAAUAUACUUCCUCAUUGCUCGUUCUGCAGUAUGGGGGCCACGGAUAAACAUUAACAAAGUUUCCAAAAACACCCAAAUACUUUAUUUUAGAAACGACAAAGCUCUCAGUAUAGUGAUGCAGGUCUUUAAAUGUUGUUGCUACAUUUCUCAAAACCAAGUGAAAUUGCAGAAAAAAGUGAACUUGUCCUUUAGAUUAAUGUUUGAUCUACUACUAGCUUUGCUGGGUUGGUACUUCACUCUCUCUACCAUCCUAUCUUCCGGUUCCUUACUUACUUCCCUGUCUCUUUGUCAUUGCCUCUCCCACCUUCUCUGUCCAGUGUCUCUGAACCCAGCGUGGAAUGAGCUGGUGUCAAGGCGUCCCCCCUCAGGUCUGAUCUCAGGCCCUCUGCUGUUCUCCGUGCUUACUCAGAUCCUCAUCUGUCUAGGCUUCCAGACCAUCGCCUUCCUCUGGGUCCGACACCAGGCCUGGUACCACAUCUGGACGCCACAGUCAGAGUGAGUCCAAGUUCAACCCCCAAGCUAACUACUGGACCUAUUCAAAACACACCAUUGGGGGAUAGCAGUAACAAUUUAAAAUCACUAAUGAAUCACCAUUAAGACAACCGUUCCAGUGCAAACACACCAAUAAGACACCUGUAACAAUGGACCCAUGAGAAGACACUACCAGACUCAAAACAAACCAAUAAGCCAACUGUAAACACAGUAACAUCAUUCCCAUAUACCGUGAAUGUCUUACUGUAUAUCAUUACUGCAAACAGUAGGGGUGUCGCCAGCCAGCUUUUGACUUGUAAAGCUGCUUCCCGAUAUACAUAUGACUGUGUGUGUAUCCCUGUUCUCUCCUCUCCCAGUGCCUGCAACCCGUCCCCCCAUGCCAACUUCUCCCCGAAACACAACUCCUCUGAGGACGACCACAACAUCAAGAACUACGAGAACACCUCCCUGUUCUACGUCUCCUCCUUCCAGUACCUCAUCGUGGCCAUCGUGUUCUCCAAGGGGAAGCCCUUCAGACAGCCCAGCUACAAAAACUGUGAGGACCCCUACUAACACCAAUGUUCCCACGUAUCCACCUGAAAAUCGGAUAAAAGUGUUAUUUAAAAGUGUUGGUUCUAAAAUCAAGUUAGGGUUUGAGAUUGGUUGGAACUGCACAACCUUUUUCUGUGUGACUGACCUAUGUUUGAUUAGUUUUUCUGUCCGUCUCUCUUUCUCUACAGGGCCCUUCGUGGUGUCUUGUAUUGGCCUAUACAUAUUUCUGUUCUUCAUCAUGUUCUACCCUGUGUCUGCUAUCGAUGAAUUCCUAGAGGUGAGUGGACAUCAACCAUGAGAGACGAGCUUCAUACCGAUAUUAGCCUCAAGCUUCGGUUGAAUUGGGACCUACAAUAAUGACAUUGUGAAAUAACAUGGCAUUGCUUCACUUUUUGUUUAAAUGUGCUCUUGUGAAUCUGUUUCUCUGUUUUCCCCCGUCUAGAUUGUGUGUGUUCCGUUUGAAUGGAGAAUCAUUCUGUUCUUCAUCAUCGUAGUCAAUGCAGCCGUGUCUGUCUUGGUGGAGGUAACACACACACACACACACACACACACACACGCACAUUCAAGUGAGAUGUGCGCUGUCCACACACACACAAUUCCUCCCUUUCUUUAAAUACAACCUGCAAUCACCACAGUGACGGCCACGCCGUAACCCACUCAGCGCAUUACAUCUAAUUGGGUGGUUGGUUACACACCCAGGCUCUGCUCUCUCAAUCGCCAAGCGUAGACAAGUGGCAGUAAAUGAUGACCUAGAGCUGUGUGGCCCAAUGAUAGAGAUGGCUCACCGGUGAUUUACUAUUAGAAAAUGCCCCUGGCUUGCCCUGCGCAGUAGAGCAGUUCUCUAUCCCCCCACUUGAGCCUCCCAAGCCCCCACACAGCUUAGCAGUGACACUAGAUGGCGUUCUCUCCAAGGCUGCCAACCUCCCACACACCAACCAAUGACGCUCAAUGGAUAGUCACCAGCAACAGAUCCCUGUCACACAACAAAAUCCACUUUAAAAAGCACCAUUCUCCUGUUGUAGAUGAUGACACCCUCUUUCUCAUUUUAUUUGUCUUCAUUUAUGUUGAGAAUAACCCCCUUUUCCUCUCCUCACGACUAACGCACAGCCCUGAAAUCACCCUAAAUGUCCAUUCAAUAGUUUGACUAUUCAAAAAACUAAUGAGGAUGGACAAAAUCUUCUUGAGGAAAGCUGUGUGAUCAAGUAGCCACUCUACUCUUUGUAAUUAUUUCCUGCCCACUGCGCCUAUUAUUCCAUAGACCCUCGUCCUUGACGUCGUCUUAUGGAAGCUUGUGUUCAGCCGAGACAAGCAGGGCAGCUAUGGCGCCACCCCCGCCACCCCGACAACACAGGUUGGGAAAUCUGACACUCCUCCUCUUCCACCGUCGCUUUUAAUCCCCCCCCCCCCCCCUUUCUUCUCUCUCCCCUUUUCUUCUCGCUCUCUCCUUUCUCUCACCCAGCACUCUUAUUAUAUAACCUACCCAUAUCUUGCAUGUACAGACCUGACGGUUCUCUGACCCCUCUUUCGCCCCCUGGUGGGUUGUCUGUGUUAUUACUCUCCUCUGGUAGCACGAUUCCCCCAUGUAUUUAACACCCUGAGCAGUAGUACAGUAUUGGCUCCAGUAAGCUCCUCCCGCUGCAUGCGCCUCAAAGCGUCCCCUGUUAGCCCCUAACAGUGUGAGUGGAAACCGCAUGGUCUAGAUCAGGUACAGUAUGUAUCCACCGCAGGCUAGCUGAGAAGGGUAUGUGCCCCACACAUGGUGUCACAAAUUAUCCUAAUUACCUUCUCUGUUGCACUGCAUUUUAGCAUGUCUGCUUGUUUUGAGGUAAUCCUCGGGCAGAAAAACAACAAUCCCCCAAACGUAUUGCCAUGCUAGAAUUUGAAUUACCUAAGAACUGUUUCUGUUGAAAUUAUAGCAUUUUCUCAACAGUUAAAAACCAUUAUAAAACAAUGUGUGUGCAUGCUGCAAUAGUGAACCAAUCUGAAUACCAUCACUACCUUCUUUAGGUUAUAUAGUGCAUGUAGUGACAUAAGCAUGUGAGAUCAUUCUACCUUCUAAAGGCUUAAAAAUACGAAAGAGAAUUGGAAAGAGAAUGAAUGAGGAAACAUAUCCACAGAGGAAAAAAAUAUUCAUUAAGUUUUCUUUGCCCUUUUCCCCUUUCCCUCCUCUCUUGUUGUUGUUAUCGUGCGGUUUCCAGGGUGGCAUAGACCUCUGGGGACCCAAGUGUCUGUCGUGGCUGUGCUGCCGGCAGAGGAAGGUACCCAAAGCGCGCUACAUGCACCUGGCCCAGGAGCUGAGCGUGGACCCCGACUGGCCCCCCAAACCAACCACCACCACCGAGGCCAAUCCCCCGCCGCCCGGCAACACCCCAGAAAACAACUCCCCCUACCAGAUCAUGACCGACUCCUAGCACCCCCCCGCCCCCAAUCUCACUAAAGCAGAUACACACACUCGCGCACACACAUACACGACCAAAAGGACAAAAAUAAACUGUUGUCUAUGAAAAGAACGAGACUCUGAAAGAUGGGGUGAUGGUAAAAAUGGUUUGUGGGGUGGACAAAUGGGAGUGUGGAUCCUCCAGAGCCUCUCUGGUAUCUGGUCUCUCCAUGCUCUUUGCUGCUCAGAUCCAUCACAGUGUUCAGACCCUGGCUGGUCUACAUAACCCCCAACAACCAAACCCCUCAACCAGCCACCACCCCCUGGUCUACUACACAAAUACAUCCCAAGGAUAGUUUACUCCAGCGAUUCUCAACUGGUGGGUCGCAACCCAAAUCUAGGUCAAGGGUGGUUUUGAAUGGGUCGCAGGUGACUGAGUUAAAAAAACAUAAGACUUUUUGUUUUUUUAUUUAAAAAAAUAUCCAGUCUGAACUUAAACAACUAAUACAAUAAUUUAAUCUAUGACCUAUUUUUCUUCAAUCACUGUAUUUUCAAUAUAGAGCUAUUAGCAGCGCUAUUUAGCAGAUUUGGUUGAUUUUGUAGUCUUAAACCAGUGAGUUUAUUAAUAUUCUUCCUGAAGAAUAUGGUCAAAAUUGAAUGAUUUCCUUUGUCAUAUAAUUGCUACAAUUACUAUCAAUAUAGCAUAAAAAUAAUUUUCCAGAUUGCAUUUUUGCUAAUUUUCUUUGCGAUGCAAAUGCUCUACAUGACCAAAUGUAUGCGAACACCUGCUCGUCGAACAUCUCAUUCCAAAAUCAUGGGCAUUAAUAUGGAGUUGGUCCCCCCUUUGCUGCUUUAACAGCCUCCACUCUUCUUGGAAGGCUUUCCAUUAGAUGUUGGAACAUUGCUGCAGGGACUUGCUUCCAUUCAGCCACGAGCAUUAGGGAGGUCAGGCACUGAUGUUGGGUUAUUAGGCCUGGAUCGCAGUGGGUGGGGUUGAGGUGUUCGAUGGGGUUGAGGUCAGGGCUCUGUGCAGGCCAGUCAAGUUCUUCCAGACCGAUCUCGACAAACCAUUUCUGUAUGGACCUUGCUUUGUGCAUGGGGGAUUGUCAUGCUAUAGCAGGAAAGGGCCUUCCCCAAACUGUUGCCACAAAGUUGGAAGCACAGAAUCGUCUAGAAUGUCAUUGUAUGCUGUAAUGUUAAUAUUUCUAGCCCGAACCAUGAAAAACAGCCCCAGACCAUUAUUCCUCUUCCACCUAACUUUACAGUUGGCACUAUGCAUUCGGGCAGGUAGCGUUCUCCUGGCAUCUGCCAAAUCCAGAUUCGUCAGUCGGACUGCCAGAUGAUGAAACGUGAUUAAUCACUUCAGAGAACGCGUUUCCACUGUUCCAGAGUCCAAUGGCAGCAAGCUUUACACCACUCCAGCCGACGCUUGGCAUUGCACAUGGUGAUCUUAGGCUUGAGUGCAGCUGCUCGGCCAUGGAAACCCAUUUCAUGAAGCUCCAGACGAACAGUUCUUGUGCUGACAUUGCUUCCAGAGGCAGUUUGGAACUCUGUAGUGAGUGUUGCAACCAAGGACAGACUAUUUUUACGUGCUUCCGCACUCAGUGGUCCCGUUCUGUGAGCUUCUGUGGCCUACCAUUUCGCGGCUGAGCCUAGACGUUUCCACUUCAAAAUAACAGCACGUACAGUUGACCGGGGCAGCUCUAGCAGGGCAGAACUUUGACGAACUGACUUGUUGGAAAGGUGGCAUCCUAUGAUGGUGCCAUGUUGAAAGUCACUGAGCUCUUCAGUAAGGUUAUUCUGCUGCCAAUGUUUGUCUAUGGAGAUUGCAUGGCUGUGUGCUCGAUUUUAUACACCUGUCAGCAACGGGUGUGGCUGAAAUAGCCGAAUCCACUAAUUUGAAGGGGUCCACAUACUUUUGUGUGUGUAUAUAGUGUAUCAAGUCGUGACUGAGACAACCUGGUUUAAUUUGGGUCCGGGGCAAAACCAGUUGAGAACCACUGGUCUACUCCAUAUCCACCCCCCUUUUCCUCCUCACCUGCAGUCCAAGAGUCCACGGUGUCCACAGGCUGGGUCUUGUGGCAGAGUCAGACCCCCGUGACUCACUGCUUUUUGUCCCUUGCUGAAAUAUGUAGCAAACUAACAAACUCCAAUCUUCGUUCUAAUUUCUACAUUUGAAGUUGCUGUUGCCGUGAUUCCCCCAGGAGCUCAAGAUCUUCUCCCAUUGCUUUUGUUUGUAAGCAGCCAUCAGACAUCUCCACUAACAUGGUUAUUAUCAUACAGGGGACUCGAAGCAUGGAUGUGCAUGAACCCAGCUCCGUAUAGCCAUUGUUAUAUGGUGGUUGGAACACUACUGCUUACCCAACAGUACUGUAAGCUUAUUAUUGCUGAACAUUGACCAGAACCUUUUUGUAUUAUGAAACAGUAUGUGCGCACAAGAGGCAGCAUAUAAACGGCUUGGAAUCAUGUGUAGCAGCAACCCCCCCACCGCGCAUGUAGAAACCAUCCAAAGGCGAAUAGACUUGCAAAAUCAUGUCAAACUGGCCUCACAUGGGCUAGCAUUGCUCUGCUUAAAAACUGUCUUUAAAAAAAAAAGUAUGUCAUCCUGUAUUGCAUUUCUUCCCAUGGAAGAAGAAUCAAGGUAUGAUGAUGGCAUUGUGAAAUUCAUUAGCUCUCUCCAUACAGCCGUGCAACUGGCAACACAUACUGUACUACCGAUGCACACUGCGCUAUAGCCAUAAUAACAUGCAUGUAUAACCAUUGCACGCUGCACAGUCAAAAGUGAAAUCAAAGGGCUAAUACUCAUUGUCCAUCAGAGGUAGC
Molecule: messenger RNA, 41971 nt
Organism: Coregonus sp. 'balchen'
Lineage: Eukaryota; Metazoa; Chordata; Actinopteri; Salmoniformes; Salmonidae
Source: the annotation of a GenBank genome assembly